Molecule: messenger RNA, 5223 nt
Organism: Nycticebus coucang (slow loris)
Lineage: Eukaryota; Metazoa; Chordata; Mammalia; Primates; Lorisidae
Gene: CLEC2B
Product: C-type lectin domain family 2 member B
Exons: 6
Coding region: 472-1068 (198 amino acids)
Cellular component (GO): external side of plasma membrane
Source: RefSeq, a predicted model, not a curated record
UGGCGAGCGCCUGCAGAGGAAGCCGAGCCCGCCUGGGCCUCACGCGGGCCCCAGAGACAUUUUAUAAUAAUUAGCGUCUGCAGCUCCCACCGCUCUGAAAGGAAACCAGUUAUGUACCACACUUGGGAGAAUUGGAAAAAUCGCCACUGGAGUAGUUUUGUGUUGUGUGUUUAGAUAAGAAUCCUUGCUGAGAAGUAAAAAAAAGGGUGUGUGUGUGUUCUUAUCUACCUUGUAUUUAUUUAUUUACUUAUUUUCCCUAAGCUUUUCUCGCCCCUCCCACACUUCCUUUUUAUUACUGGUGUGGUUGACAUGACUCAUUAGUAGUUACACGGUUAUUGACGAGAAAUACUGUUUAAAACUUGAAUUAAUCUUCGAAAGUUGCAUAACUAGUCUGGAGCUGUGGCAGAAAAACAACCACAGCAUUUUAAUAUUAAAGUAAAGUUACAACUUUGAAGAGAGGUUCUGGAAGAGAUGACACAAAGCAUCCAAAUGAAAGCCUUUACGGAAAGGGCGUCCAGCUCUGAGACCAACGGCCAAGGGGCUGAUAAAAAGAAACAAGGUUACUGCCGCCUGUUCAUGACUACAUGGCACUUUAUUCCAGGUGCUAUGGGCAGACAUAAAAAGACUAUUGCAACUAGUGCUGCUUUAGUAAUAAUUAUGGUAAUUUCUGUACUAGUGACUAAAAUAGCAGUUCAACAUCCUCGAAGUUUUUGCCCAGAUGAUUGGAUUGGUUUCCAAGACAAGUGUUAUCAUUUCUCUGAAAAAGAAGGGGAUUGGGAAUCAAGUAGAGGCAACUGUUCCAAAGAACAUGCUGACCUAACGACGAUUGACAAUGAGAAAGAAAUGUCUUUUCUUCUUCGGUACAAAUGUGCUUUUGAUCACUGGAUUGGGCUGAAGAUGAAAGAAAAUCAUACAAGACAGUGGGUAAAUGGAACCAUAUUUACCAGAGGGUUUAAGGUGAGAGGGAGUGAAGAAUGUGCUUACCUUGAUGAUCUUGGUAUUACAACAGCUAGAUGCUACGCAGACAGAAAAUGGAUUUGCAGAAAAGACAAUGUACUAACUUGGUGAUGGAAGAGGUGGAAAAGAAUGUGAAUUAGAUCUAAUUGGCUUUUCACAAUUAGAUGUACCCAGGGCUACUGAGUAGUGAUAACAGAAGCUGAAGCCAUGAGAGAUUGCCCCAGGCACCCUCAGUUCAGCUGGGAGGCUGACAGACGCACUGCUCCCGUAGGCCUCCACCUUUGGGGACAGGGUGCCCUCCAGUGGUCACCCUCACAUUAUGGAUAAAAGCCUUCUGCCUUGCCCAGCAGGUGGUGCUGCCUGGGGCAAUCUUUCUUGAAGUGGCCAGUUUGACCACAUUGAAAGCACUUGUUCUUAGCUCCUUUGGCUUCCUUCUGUCCCUGAAUGAUGCCUGCCUGUUGGAGAGCUAAUUCCUAGAGUUGGCAUCCUUUUUUUUUUCUCUCUCUUUUUUCUUUUUUUUUUCCUCCUGAUCUUGAUUAUAAAGACCAUUGUGGUGGGCUCAGUGCCUAUGGCUCAAGUGGCUAAGGUGCCAGCCACAUACACCAGAGUGGCGGGUUCGUAUCCAGCCCAGGCCCACCAAACAACAAUGACAGCUGCAACCAAAAAAUAGCCGGGCAUUGUGGCAGGCGCCUGUAGUCCCAGCUACUUGGGAGGCGGAGACAGGAGACUCGCUUGAGCCCAGGAGUUGAGGUUGCUGUGAGCUAUGAUGUCACAGCACUCUACCCAGGGUAACAGCUUGAGGCUCUAUCUCAAAAACAACAACAACAACAACAAAAAACAUUGUGGUGGUUUUAAGGGGAUUUUCCAGAUUAUGGUCAGGGCCUAGAGCCAAUUUUUAAAGUUUCCUACUAAUGUCUGAGGCUGCUUGAAUGAUAAACUUAUUCUUCAAGAUAGUUUGGGCCUCUUAGGAGUCAGGUGUCUCAACUAAGUGUUUUCUUACCACCUUCUUAUGGUGCUCAAGAAAGGCUAAGGGACUUUCAUUAUGUAAAUGGUAGCUAACUUAGAAUAGUUCAUAGGCUUUUCCCUGGAUUGGCAUAAACCUUCUAAGAUACAUGUUAGAAAAUGUUUACGCCACCAGUUGCCUUGUUUCUCAGGGUCCCAUUCAGGAUUCUGAAAGGAAAUUGCCUGGCUUCUUUUGGGGUAUCUGUCCUUUUCUUCAGAAGACAUACUGCUAUCAGUAUUGUACAUGAGCCACAAAUCAUCCCACUUUCUAGCCUCGCCUAAAACUUCAUGCUUCUCAUUUAAUGUUAAAGUUUGAUCUAGCAAUAGCAUCACCUCUGUCCCAAUCCUUGUGAGAGAGGAUACCCGAAAAGGGUGAGGUUUAGGAGAGUAGGUCUUCUCAAGGAGACCACAAGGAUACACCUGCAGGGUCCUCUCCACGGUGACUCAGCUCUUAUGAAUUUGUAGACUUAACUUCCUGGAACUUGGAAAUUUCCACUUCUGUGAAAUCCUGUAGUUCUGUGGGGGCCUGGAACAGCAUCUCCCACUUGAUUCAAACUGGCCAAUGAAAAAGGUACCUAUGGGUUGGAACUUUUUUUUUUUUUUUUCAGUUUUUGGCUGGGGCAGGAUUUAAACCUGCCACCUCUGGCAGAUGGGGCCGGUGCCCUACUCCUUUGAGCCACAGGCGCUGCCCUGGGUUGGAACAUUUUGACUGGAGAUAAAAAGGGAAAGACCAAGCCAGUCGGGGAGUGCAGCCAUUUGGAAUUGUCUAUGCCGUAAGCUCCCAGCCGGUGAAUAAAGCCCUUCCUCUUAUAAACAUGGUGUUUGGAUGCUUUUUCUCUCUAUUGGGUCUCACCUUCCUGCAACAUUUUUGGUUCCCUGACCAGGAAGUGAGACCAAACAAGGAGAGAACAGGCUCAGAUUCACCUGGUAGUUGCUGUCAAUCCUCUGGACACCCACGUGGGGGACCCUUGAUCUGCCUGGGCAAUGUGAACCACUGAGGGCGCCAGGGAGGCAGCUUGGCCUCCCUGUGUGGAUGUCUUGUCUGGGCAGAUAAAGGACCCUCUUGGUGGGUCUUCAAGGAGUCAAACACCAGGAGGAACUGGCAUGCAGGAACUGGUACCUGCGCAGGGAGAUGUCUAAGGCAAGGUAUGAUCAAUUUGGGUGGAAGUGGGUGUCUAAUCAACCUCUGGGGUGUUAGAUCAAGGGCAGGUCUGUUGAGAGGUGUAUGAGAAUGUGUGGAUGUGGUAUGACUGGGUUGAACUCCAAGGGUGAGUCAGACCUCCCCGCACAGGGCCUACGCGAGUGUUGGUUCACCUCCUAUGGCUAAGUGGCAGCUUGAGUGGGAAAUCGAGGCUUCCCAGGUUAAGAAAUGGGUUGGAAUUGUGUGCAUGUGAGUACUCGGAGGCUGACUGAGACAGACAACAAUAGGUGGGGUUUCAUGCCCCCCACCUUCACAGGGCAAAACGAUAAUGUGAGUGGCCCUUUCUUCCCUGCUCCAACUUUGCUUCCUGGCUAUUCUGAGAGAAACCGGAUAUUCCAGGUUUUCUGCUUUCUGUGUUGGACAUAAGUCUUGUCCUUGGCAGCCACAUGGCCAUGUGAAACUUAGGGGGAAAAUGAAAAGACAUCAGAAAGGAUGACUGUGUUAUGGUUUUGUUACUGGAAUUUCAUGACUGAGUCCUAUGUCUCCGGGAUUCGAGAAUUUGGCCCACAGACCACAGACCAGUGAUAAAAUGGGAUUUUCUUGGAUGGAGGGGUAUACAGAGGGAGUGGAGAGUGCCAGAUCUAUUGGCAUGGUAGAGAAAGGUUCCAUGUGAACAGCAGUUGAACAUGGGUCAGUUGGUCCUGAGAGAUGGGUGAGCACUGUUGUGAAGGGAUGGGCAAUGGCCUCUUUUGCCCUCAGCCAAUUGAAAGGGAGUCAGGUUCAGAUCCCUGGAGUGGUGGAGAUGGGCACUGUGAGGCAUCUGAUGCAGUAACGUGACUGAUCCUAGAGAAGCCAUCAGGAGCCCUGAGGAGACUUCUCUUUUUGUGUGAAGGGCAGGGUGCCCUGGAAGGGGUUUGCUCCAAGAGAGGGGCCGUGCCUUGGAAAAUGCUGGGGCUCCGGCAGUCUGGUGAGCUCUGGAUGGCUCUUGAAAAUCUGGGGGAGAGGGUAUAAAUCUCACGCCAGACCACGCCAUACCUGUGUCUACAGCAGGUCUCCAAGGUGAACAGCCUCUGCCACUGGGGAGGUCUCUUGUAUGGGUCCUUUGUCUAGGGGUAAAUAAUUGGCCCUGAGAGAUAUUUUGGCCAGAAUUUGUUGAUGGAAAAACACCUUUACAAACCGAAUGUAUGUUUUAACAAAUAAAUGAAUGCAGUUCCUCACCUUGGGCAAGGUUAUUAGGUCUUUACAUUUUUUGUCUAGGGAGGGGUCAGAGUGUGUGCUCCCUACACAGGGUGGGGCCAUCCAAAACAUUUCAGGCUGCUUUGUUCAUGACCUUCCUCAGAGGGUGUGGCCUGCAGGGUGCAGCCGAUUUGUGCCUAGAGAUGGGGGUCUGAUUUCUGAGCUCACCUGAGCCUGAAAAAUAGGGGUUCCCUGUCCAGCCUUGAGUGGGAAAAUCCUCCAUUAAUUUUACAUUUCAUAAAAUGUCUCUCAUUUGUAAAAUGUAAUAAUUUGGUUGUUUAAAUUGUUGGGGAAACUGAGUUUUUGUCAAAGAAUAUGAUUCUUGCCUUUUAAACCUUGUGAUUAUCAGUUUAGCCAAGUGAAUAAUUAACUUUAUAGUAAACUGUGAUCCUAUUUUGUGAAAAGUCGGUUUUUGAGAGUAAGAGAAAUUAUACAUAAAGAAAAAUAGCAUUGUAUAAGAAAAGAAUCUUGUGUGGUAAACUUUGUCCUGAAACAGAAUGAUUAUUUAAGAAAAUGAAAGAGGUCAAAAGUUAAAGUUUAGAAUGUUUGUAGAUUGUCUGUGCAGGUUAAAUGAAGCUCAUAAAAGAGAAUUUGUGAAGAAAUUUACAUGUGAUCCAGCUGACUAUGUAUUGCCUUUAAACUCUUUUGGCUUGCAGUCUGUUUGAACAAAUGUUUUAAGCCUUUGUUAUUUGACAAACUUUCCAAAAUCAAAACUCUAAAUUUGGGGUUCGGUGCCCAUAGCACAGUGGUUGUAGUGCCGACCACGUGCACCAAAGUUGGUGGGUUUGAACCAGCCCGGGCCAGCUAAACAAUAAUGACAACUGCACCAACAAAAUAAACCUCUAAAUUUGGUGCUUUUGAAAGCAGGAGGGGCUUUUCUGGGGAGG